Cooperia oncophora is the source of this 1026-nucleotide messenger RNA. The record is from the annotation of a GenBank genome assembly. Lineage: Eukaryota; Metazoa; Nematoda; Chromadorea; Rhabditida; Trichostrongylidae.
AUGGUCGAGAAAAAAGAGGAGGAAAAAAGGCGCAAAUCUCGCUCGGCGUCAUCCAGUAGCAGCUCUUCAUCGGGUAGCUCUUCCAGCAGUGAAUCAUCCGGAUCAUCUCGCUCUUCGAGCAGUUCAAGCUCAUCUCGUUCUCCUUCACCACGUAAUAGAAGAGAGGCUGGAAAGGCGACUACCGUUCGCGCUCGUUCUCGUUCGCCACGUAGAUCUCCUGCACGGGCAAGAGCUGAGAGAGGAGCAGGUGAUCGCCCUAGUCGACGCUCUCCUUCUCCUCGGCGCCGUCGUGUGUCGACCUCACCAAAACGCCGUGACCGUAGCAGCAGCCGUGGGCGUCGUCGUUCCCCGCGUCGUUCAUCGCCCCGUCGAGCUUCUCCUCGCAGGUCUCCUAAGAGGUCUCCUCGUCGCGCUUCUCCUCGGAAGGCCAGUCCUUCCAGACGUAUCUCAGUCAGAAAUCUUAGCCGAAAUGUUACCAAGGAGCACUUGGCUGAAAUCUUUGGAAUGUAUGGACAAAUAAAAAGUUGUGACCUUCCUCCUGAAAGGUUCUAUUCUCACCUUCACAGAGGCUACGGAUAUGUUGAAUAUGAAAAUGCUGAAGAUGCAGAAAAGGCACUGAAAUACUUUGAUGGGGGCCAAAUCGAUGGACAGGUUGUGAGUGUUGAACUGACGCUCAAUCGCGCUGCCUCUCGUCGUUCUCCAGCGCGUAAAAGUCCUGCCAGAAGGAGGUAUUCCGGCACGAAGGCGUUCACCUGUCGGCCGAGAUCGUGGAGGUGGAAAUGCAAAUAUGAUUCCUCUUGGAUCAAGCCGUUUCAAUCGCAGUCGUUCGCGCUCGCCGCGCAGAAGGCGCAGCAGAUCGUAAUUAGGACUGCUUCCAUGAUGCACUUCGAAGUUUUUUACCGGGAAGAUCCUUCUCGUCGAUGUUACUUUUCCUACGGUCCACAUAUUCGACUAUGUUUUGUUAUUUUCCAAGAUCUCCGUUAUGCGUUUGUAACACAAUUUAUUUGUUGGAGUGGAAAUAAAUAA